AUGUCGACCCACGAAAUGAAGCACAUGGCGCCUCCCAUGCUAAAUGAGGUGGAGGGACAACCAUCUUAUCAAAGCAAAGACGAUGCCUACCUGGCUCGCAUGGGGAAGCGCCCCGUUCUAAAGAGAAACUUCGGUUUGAUGUCAAUGGUGGGCUUUAGCUGUACGCUUCUGGUCACCUGGGAGGGAUAUAUCUUUGGUGGUCCAGCUGGCUCUGUAUAUGGCUACCUUUUCGUCUGGGCUGGUGUAACAGCAACUUUCGUCGUGAUAUCGGAACUUGUAUCGAUGGCUCCCACAGCCGGUGGACAAUACCAUUGGUGCUCGAUGAUGGCCCCUCCAUCGGCGAUGAAGCUGGUUAGUUACAUUACAGGCUGGCUCACAGUUAUCGGGUGGCAAGCCACUUUCUCAUCCGCAAUGUAUCUCAAUGGAAACAUGAUCGAAGCCCUUAUUAUCCUUACCAGAUCAAGUUACACCCCUAAACCAUGGCGAAGGACUCUAUAUUCAUGGAGUCUCUCCGUGAUUUCCGCUGUUAUCAACAUCGUCGGUGGUAAAGUUCUACCCCGGUUCGAGGGUACCAUUCUGAUAUUCCACAUUAUCGGGUUCUUUUGCAUUCUUGUCCCCUUGACUUAUAUGGCGGACCACAAAUCGUCGGCGGAAGAGGUAUUUACGUACUUUAUCAACGACGGUCACUGGCCUACAAAGGCACUUUCGGUGUUUAUCGGGUUGACGGGACCCGUCUUUGCUUUUGCUGGGGGUGACGCUGCCGUACAUAUGGUCGAAGAAAUGAACAAUGCAACGACUGCUGUUCCCUUAUCUCUGAUGCUUACAGUGUUAAUCAAUGGUUCUAUGGGAUUCGGAAUGAUGCUUGCCUUGUAUUUCUGCCUCGGCGAUAUUCAAACCUCACUCAAUUCACCAACAGGGGUACCCUUCCUGUCUAUCUUCCUCCAGGCAACAGGAUCUUUGUCUGGUACCACGAUUGCAGGAGCUCUUGUAACGGCCAUGGGAUGCUGCAAUACCAUCGGUACCCUAACAUCAGCAUCACGUCAAUUCUGGUCCUUCUCUCGUGACCGAGGAAUCCCGGGCUGGCGAGUGUGGAGUAAGGUGACAGAGCGCACAGCGAUCCCGACAUAUACAGUCCUCCUGAUGGCAAGUAUCGGGUGCCUCCUGAAUCUCAUCACGAUCGGCUCAAAUGUGGCAUUUAACAGCCUGGUAUCCAUGUCCAUAUCCGGUCUUUACCUGUCGUAUAUGGCAGCUGGGGGGCUUCUGCUCUACCGCCGUUGCACCGGCGCAAUCGGAAACACGAGUGCUAAUGAGCAGUCGGUGAUCAACACCGCAGGGGCCAAGUUGGUCUGGGGCCCAUUCCACGUUCCGGGCAUCUUAGGUAUCACGAUCAACAUCUUUUCCUUGUGCUAUAUGGCCAUUGCUACUUUCUUCGGUUUUUGGCCUCCAAUUAACGAUGUCAACACGCAGACAAUGAACUAUAGUAUUGUUGGAACAGUGGGGACCAUCAUUCUGAGUCUUUUGUAUUACUUCGUUCGGGCCCGGAAUGUGUACGGUGGGCCUGUUAUAGAGAUAUCAUGA
Messenger RNA from Aspergillus alliaceus, 1578 nucleotides. RefSeq names its product amino acid/polyamine transporter I. The coding region runs from base 1 to 1578 and encodes 525 amino acids. Gene Ontology annotation, biological process: transmembrane transport. Lineage: Eukaryota; Fungi; Ascomycota; Eurotiomycetes; Eurotiales; Aspergillaceae. Gene Ontology annotation, molecular function: transmembrane transporter activity. Gene Ontology annotation, cellular component: membrane. The transcript has 7 exons. The record is from RefSeq and is a predicted model, not a curated record.